This is a messenger RNA of Odobenus rosmarus divergens (Pacific walrus), 1362 nucleotides long. RefSeq names its product protocadherin beta-8-like. The transcript has a single exon. The record is from RefSeq and is a predicted model, not a curated record. Gene Ontology annotation, cellular component: plasma membrane. Gene Ontology annotation, molecular function: calcium ion binding. Lineage: Eukaryota; Metazoa; Chordata; Mammalia; Carnivora; Odobenidae. The annotation marks the transcript as partial. Gene Ontology annotation, biological process: homophilic cell-cell adhesion.
AUGGAGACCAGCGGGAAGCUCAUUUGCAGACAAAGGCAAGUCCUUUUAUUCAUUCUCCUCUUGGGUUUAUCUCAGGCAGGCUUGGACCCUAGGCGCUAUUCUGUAGUGGAGGAAACUGAGGGGCAUGCAUUUGUAACCAAUUUAGUAAAGGAGCUGGGUCUGGGUCAGAGGGAACUCUCCAAGCGGGGAGCAAGGGUCAUUUCCAAAGGGAACAAACUACAUUUGCAGCUUGAUCAGGAAACUGGAGAUCUGUUGCUAAAUGAAAAACUGGACCGGGAGGAAUUGUGCGGCCACAUGGACCCCUGUGUGCUGCGUUUCCAGGUGUUGCUAGAAAAUCCCUUAGAGUUUUUUCAAGCUGAGUUACAGGUAAUAGACAUAAAUGACCAUUCCCCAGUAUUCAUAGACAGAGAUAUGUUGUUAAAAAUAUCAGAGAGCAGUCCACCUGGAAUUACAUUUCCACUGAAGAACGCUCAGGAUAUGGACGUGGGCCGAAAUAAUAUUGAGAACUAUGUAAUUAGCCCCAAUUCCUACUUUCGGGUCCUUACCCGCAAACGCAGUGAUGGCAGUAAAUAUCCUGAAUUGGUGCUGGACAAAGCCCUAGAUCGGGAGCAGGAACCUGAGCUCAGGUUAACCCUUACAGCUCAGGAUGGCGGCUCUCCACCCAGGUCUGGCAUUGCUCAGAUCUACAUCGAAGUCGUGGACAUCAACGAUAACGCCCCCGAAUUUGAGCAGCCUCUAUAUAGGGUGCAGAUUCCUGAGGACAGUCCCAUUGGCUUCCUGAUUGUCACAGUCUCUGCCACCGAUGUAGACACAGGAGUCAAUGGAGAGAUUUCCUAUUCACUUUUCCAGGCUUCUGAAGAGAUUUGCAAAACCUUUGAGGUCCACCACAAGACAGGAAAAAUUCGACUGAAAAAACAACUUGAUUUCGAAAGAAUACAGUUCUAUGAGGUCAAUAUUGAGGCCAGAGAUGCUGGCAGCCUUUCCGGAAAAUGCACCGUUCUGACUCAAGUCAUGGAUGUGAACGACAAUGCCCCGGAAGUCACCGUGUCUGCAUUUACUAGACAUAUACCUGAGAACUCGCCUGAGGCUGUGGUUGCAGUUCUCAGUGUUUCAGACCUUGAUUCAGAAGAAAACGGGAAAAUAAAUUGCUCCAUACAAAAUGAUCUACCCUUUCUUCUGAAAUCUUCCUUGGAAAAUUUUUACACCCUAGUAACAGAGAGACCACUGGAUAGAGAGAGCCAGGCCGAGUACAACAUCACCAUCACCGUCACCGAUCUGGGGACCCCCAGGCUGAAAACCCAGCACAACCUAACGGUGACGGUGUCCGACGUCAACGACAACGCCCCGGCCUUCAGCCAAGCC